GAAAUAAAUAAGCUAAACAUUACGCAACACCGCCUCUAUCCCAAGAUCAUCCACCGCUUAGCAUGCCUCCCGUCAGAACCGCACGCGCCUCGCGCAAGGCCCCGCCCGAAGGCUUCGACGACAUCGAGGACACGCUCCUGGAGUUCCAGACCAAGAUGAGGGACGCCGAGAACGCAUCACACGAGGGCAAGAAGAAGUACGAGAUGACAUGGCCCAUCUUCCAAAUCAGCCACCAGCGCUCGCGCUACAUCUACGACCUGUACUACAACAAGGAGGCCAUCAGCAGGCAACUCUACGACUAUCUUCUCAAGAACGGAUACGCAGAUCCCAUGCUGAUUGCGAAGUGGAAGAAGCAGGGUUACGAGAAGCUAUGCUGCACGCGCUGCAUCCAAACAAAGGAGACAAACUUUCGAUCUACCUGCAUAUGUCGCGUUCCGAAGGAUCAGCUCAACGAAAGCCAGGAGAUUCAAUGCGUCAACUGCGGCUGCCGAGGAUGCUCUUCCAGCGACUGAGCGCAGUGACGAUUUCGUGGCACCAGGCCAUGUGAAAAUAUAGCGAUGGAAACCCAAGAUUGUUUAGGAAAUAGCCAGGAGACACUGCAAGUACCGAGCCAAGGACUGCGUAUGCAAGUGCACGCCACGGGGCGACACCUCAGCAGCAGACGCCAGGUCUUGAUACGAUGAUCGGGUCACUAGCCUCAGGAACACUACGGUGGAGCUGCAUUUGGACGCACAAAGAGAUUGAAAUAUAGGAACAAGUGCAUGAGUGAAGGUUUUCCCGAACGCCUGAAUCCAGAUGGGGG
Exserohilum turcica Et28A is the source of this 802-nucleotide messenger RNA. RefSeq lists its product as uncharacterized. Gene Ontology annotation, cellular component: spliceosomal complex; nucleus. Gene Ontology annotation, biological process: mRNA splicing, via spliceosome. The transcript has 3 exons. NCBI's taxonomy places the organism in Eukaryota, Fungi, Ascomycota, Dothideomycetes, Pleosporales, Pleosporaceae. The coding region runs from base 63 to 512 and encodes 149 amino acids. The record is from RefSeq and is a predicted model, not a curated record.